This is a messenger RNA of Humulus lupulus (European hop), 1800 nucleotides long. RefSeq names its product myrcene synthase, chloroplastic-like. Gene Ontology annotation, molecular function: terpene synthase activity; magnesium ion binding. The transcript has 7 exons. Bases 1 to 1800 code for a protein of 599 amino acids. Gene Ontology annotation, biological process: diterpenoid biosynthetic process. Lineage: Eukaryota; Viridiplantae; Streptophyta; Magnoliopsida; Rosales; Cannabaceae. The record is from RefSeq and is a predicted model, not a curated record.
AUGCAGUACAUGGCGAUUCAUCACCAAUUCACUUCAUUAGUCCCUAUUUGCAGUAGUAGUUUUGGUAGACUUAUUGCUACAAAAACAUCUACUAUUACUACUAUUACUUCAAGAUCAAGUACUUGUUACCCUAUCAAAUGUACUGUGGUCAAUAGCCCAAGAAGAUCAGCCAACUACGAACCCCCCAUUUGGUCUUUUGAUUACAUUCAAUCUCUUACAACCCAAUAUAAGGGAGAACCCUAUACGAGUCAACUGAAUAAGCUAGAGGGCGAUGUGAAAAGGAUCCUAGUUGAGACGGAAAACUCUCUAGCUCAACUUGAGUUGAUUGAUUUAAUGCAAAGGCUUGGAAUAUCUUACCAUUUUGAGAAUGAAAUAAACACUAUUCUGAAGAAAAAGUACACCAGUAUUAACAAUGAUCAUAUCAACGAUCCCAAUUAUAAUUUAUACGCCAUUGCUCUCGAAUUUAGGCUUCUACGCCAACAUGGAUAUGCAGUAGCUCAAGAAAUUUUCAGUGCUUUUAAGGACGAGACAGGAAAGUUCAAUAAGGCAAGAAUAAAUGAUAAUAUUAUGGGAGUAUUGGCCUUAUACGAAGCUUCAUUCUAUGAGAAAAAAGAUGAAAGUAUUUUGGAGGAAGCAAGGAUUUUCACAACCGAGUGUCUCAAAAACUACGUGGUGGUGAUGGAACAAAACAAAUUGUCAGAAGAUAAUAUCAUAUUAAUUAGCCAUGCCUUGGAGAUUCCACUUCAUUGGAGAACCACAAGGAUGGAGGCUAGGUGGUUUAUUGAUGUAUACGAGAAAAGAGAAGGCAAGAAUUCUACUUUGCUUGAGUUUGCCAAACUUGAUUUCAACAUGGUACAAUCAACACAUCAGGAAGAUCUAAAACAUCUGUCCAGGUGGUGGAAGCAUACUAAACUUGGAGAGAAAUUGAAUUUCGCUAGAGACAGAUUGAUGGAGUGUUUCUUAUGGAAGUUGGGAGUAACAUUCGAGGCAGAAUUCAGCUACUACAGGAGAAUUUCUGCAAGAUUAUAUGUUCUCAUAACAGUAAUUGAUGAUAUAUAUGAUGUUUAUGGAACAUUGGAGGAACUAGAGCUUUUCAGCAAUGCUGUUGAGAGAUGGGACGUGAAAGCCAUAAAAAGGCUACCAGAUUACAUGAAGAUGCUUUUCUUUGUUUUAUUUAAUACCAUAAAUGAGAUGACGUUUGAUGUGUUAGGAGAGAACAAUAAUUUCGUCACCAUCGAAUACCUCAAGAAUUCGUGGGCAGAGUUGUGUAGAAGUUAUUUACAAGAGGCAAAAUGGUUCUAUAGUGGAUACAAACCAACGUUGCAAGAAUAUAUUGAGAAUUCCUGGAUUUCAAUAGGAACACCACUUAUUCUCUUGCAUGCUUAUUUGGCUUUUACAAAUCCCAUCACGAAAGAGGCUUUGGAAUGCUUGGAAGAGGGUUAUCCCACCAUAAUUCGCCAAGCAGCUAUGAUUUUACGAUUUGCAGAUGAUCUAGCAACCUUAUCGAAUGAAUUGAAAAGAGGUGAUGUUCCUAAAUCAAUUCAGUGUUACAUGCAUGAUACUGGUGCUUCUGAAGAUCAAGCUCGCGACCACAUCAAGCUUUUGAUAAGUAAAACAUGGAAGGAGAUGAAUCAUCAAAAUGAAUAUAAUUCUCAUUUCUCAAAAAUAUUUCUUCAGAUUUGCAAAAGUCUUACUAGAACGUCUCUAUUUAUCUAUCAGUAUGGAGAUGGACAUGCUUCUCAGGAUAAUUUAUCAAAAAAACGUGUUUUAGAAUUGAUUGAUAAUCCUAUUCUUAUGUAA